Molecule: messenger RNA, 1362 nt
Organism: Manihot esculenta (cassava)
Lineage: Eukaryota; Viridiplantae; Streptophyta; Magnoliopsida; Malpighiales; Euphorbiaceae
Product: GDSL esterase/lipase-like
Exons: 5
Coding region: 42-1181 (379 amino acids)
Molecular function (GO): hydrolase activity, acting on ester bonds
Source: RefSeq, a predicted model, not a curated record
CAAAGAAACCAAAUCUACAUAAGCUCAAUUAAAGUUGUGCAAUGGCAAUCUGUUUAGCUCAUUCGUUGUUCAUUUUAAGUUUAUCAGUUCUCACCCUUGUCAAUCCAACCCCAGUUUACUCCUUUGAUAAAUAUUUCUUCAUUUUUGGGGAUGGACUCUAUGAUCCAGGCAAUAAAAUAUUCUUAAAUCCUGAUGAGUAUCUUCCUUCUUUUCAUUCACCAUACGGCACCACCUUCUUUACUGGCCAUCCUACGGGAAGAUAUUCCGAUGGUCGCACAGUGGCUGAUUUUAUUGCUGAAAAGGAGGGAUUUCCUUUUCUAAUUCCUGCUCUCAACGGAAGUGAAGAUUUCACUUAUGGUGCCAAUUUCGCCAGUGAGGGUGCAACUGUUCUUGAUAGUAAGAAGGACGAAACUUCUCUGAACCUUACAAGCCAGGUUGAGCUUUUUAACUUCGUCAUAGACUUAUGGAAACUCUUAUAUAACGAAACUGAAGUGAAGAGGAGGGUGAAUAUGGCUGUUUACUUGAUUAGCAUAGGUGCACAAGAUUAUUUCGAUUCCGUAUACUUUAUAGGAAAUCAUACAAUUAUAGUGGACAAGGUGGUUGCAGGCAUAUUGGAUGCAAUCAAGGCUUUGUAUGCUAUUGGAGCAAGAAAAUUUGUAGUUCAGAACGUGGCACAAUUAGGUGGUCUCCCUUUUGUUAAACAAAAAUAUGGAAAAUUGAAUGAAACUUUAGCAAUAUAUGCAGAAGCACACAGAGAUGAACUAAAUCGUACACUUGUGGAACUAGGAGAAGAGUAUCCAGACCUCAAUUAUACAGUCUUUAAUGCAUAUGAUGCCAUCGGCUGCCUGAUUGAUGCACCUGAAGAUUACGGGUUCAAAAAUGGGAGCAGUGCUUGCUGUGGGAACUCGACAUAUCGUGGGGAAGCUUGUGGAGCUUUGGAAUAUGAAUAUUGUGUAUGUGGAAACAAGGCAGAGUAUGUAUUUUUUGAUGGCGUCCAUAACACAGAUGCUGCCAAUGAACUAUUAGCUGAAUGGAUGUGGAAUAAAACGAAAGGAUAUGUGCGACCUUACGGGGUUCACGACUUUUUUAAAUCCUCCUCUGAUAACUCCAACCUUCAGAUUCAGAUUCAGAUGCCUCGUACCCAAGCUGCUAGAGCUAGGCCCUUCAAAGUAUAUUAUUAAGUAGCUAGUUAUAUAUCAAGUAAGGCAUUCGUCAUAUAUUACUAUGGCGUAUCCACUAAAUAAAUAUGCAUCUCAUCAUCUCUGAUCUUGAACAUCCCAGGUGAUGUUAUUGCUGCAAAAUAAUAUAGGAUCUGAUGUCAUCUUCAAUAAAAUGCCUUGCUUCUUUUGUUUCUUAUAUAUA